AUGACAAAAGUUGGAGGAUUAGGUGCUACUCAUCAAGCUGAUAAAACAGUUGAAGAUAUUGUAAAUGCUGUUAAACCUUCAAUUCAAAGUAAACUUGGAACCAAUAUUUCUAAUCUAAAGGUUAUUAGCUACAAAACUCAACUUGUAAAUGGUACAAAUUAUUUUGUUAAAGUAAGAACUGAAAAUGGUUAUGCUCAUCUUAGAAUUUAUAAACCAUUUUCUGGUGCUGCUUCUUUAGUUUCAGUUCAAGAUGGUAAAGCAAAAGAUGAUGAAAUUACUUAUUUUUAA
Molecule: messenger RNA, 288 nt
Organism: Dictyostelium discoideum AX4
Lineage: Eukaryota; Evosea; Eumycetozoa; Dictyosteliales; Dictyosteliaceae
Gene: cpiB
Product: cystatin A2
Exons: 1
Coding region: 1-288 (95 amino acids)
Cellular component (GO): cytoplasm
Molecular function (GO): cysteine-type endopeptidase inhibitor activity; endopeptidase inhibitor activity
Source: RefSeq, a predicted model, not a curated record